UCCGGGUUCGCUUGCCUCGUCAGCGUCCGCGUUUUUCCUGGCCCCCCCCAACCCCCCCGGACAGGACCCCCUUGAGCUCGUCCCUCAGCUGCCACCAUGAGCGACCAAGAUCACUCCAUGGAUGAAAUGACAGCUGUGGUGAAGAUUGAAAAAGGAGUUGGUGGAAAUAACGGGGGCAAUGGUAAUGGUGGUGGUGCCUUUUCUCAGGCUCGAAGCAGCAGCACAGGCAGCAGCAGCAGUGGAGGAGGAGGAGGGCAGGAAUCCCAGCCAUCCCCUUUGGCUCUGCUGGCAGCAACUUGCAGCAGAAUUGAGUCACCCAAUGAAAACAGCAACAACUCCCAGGGCCCAAGCCAGUCAGGGGGCACAGGUGAACUUGACCUCACAGCCACACAACUCUCACAGGGUGCCAAUGGCUGGCAGAUCAUCUCUUCCUCCUCUGGGGCUACCCCUACCUCAAAGGAACAGAGUGGCAGCAGUACCAAUGGCAGCAAUGGCAGUGAGUCUUCCAAGAAUCGCACAGUCUCUGGUGGGCAGUAUGUUGUGGCUGCCACAUCCAACUUACAGAACCAGCAAGUGCUGACAGGAUUACCUGGAGUGAUGCCUAAUAUUCAGUAUCAAGUAAUCCCACAGUUCCAGACCGUUGAUGGGCAACAGCUGCAAUUUGCUGCCACUGGGGCCCAAGUGCAGCAGGAUGGUUCUGGUCAAAUACAGAUCAUACCAGGUGCAAACCAACAGAUCAUCACAAAUCGAGGAAGUGGAGGCAACAUCAUUGCUGCUAUGCCAAAUCUACUCCAGCAGGCUGUCCCCCUUCAAGGCCUGGCUAAUAAUGUACUCUCAGGACAGACUCAGUAUGUGACCAAUGUACCAGUGGCCCUAAAUGGGAAUAUCACUUUGCUACCUGUCAACAGCGUUUCUGCAGCUACCUUGACUCCUAGCUCUCAGGCAGUCACUAUCAGCAGCUCUGGGUCCCAGGAGAGUGGCUCACAGCCCGCCACCUCAGGGACUGCCAUCAGUUCUGCCAGUUUGGUAUCAUCACAAGCCAGUUCCAGCUCCUUUUUCACCAAUGCCAAUAGCUACUCAACAACUACUACCACCAGCAACAUGGGAAUUAUGAACUUUACCACCAGCGGAUCAGCAGGGACCAACUCUCAAGGGCAGACAUCCCAGAGGGUCAGUGGGCUACAGGGGUCUGAUACUCUAAACAUCCAGCAGAACCAGACAUCUGGAGGCUCUCUGCAAGCAAGUCAGCAAAAAGAGGGAGAGCAGAACCAGCAGACACAGCAGCAGCAACAAAUUCUUAUCCAGCCUCAGCUUGUUCAAGGGGGACAGGCUCUCCAGGCCCUCCAAGCAGCACCAUUGUCAGGGCAGACCUUUACAACUCAAGCUAUCUCCCAGGAAACCCUCCAGAAUCUCCAGCUUCAGGCUGUUCCAAACUCUGGCCCCAUCAUCAUCCGGACACCAACAGUGGGGCCCAAUGGACAGGUCAGUUGGCAGACUCUUCAGCUGCAGAAUCUCCAAGUACAGAACCCACAGGCCCAGACAAUCACCUUGGCCCCAAUGCAGGGCGUCUCCUUGGGGCAGACCAGCAGCAGCAAUACCACCCUUACACCCAUUGCCUCAGCUGCCUCCAUCCCUACCGGCACCGUCACUGUGAAUGCUGCUCAGCUCUCCUCCAUGCCUGGCCUCCAGACCAUUAACCUCAGUGCAUUGGGUGCUUCAGGAAUCCAGGUGCACCAGCUUCCAAGCCUGCCAUUGGCUAUAGCAAAUGCCCCAGGUGAUCAUGGAGCUCAGCUUGGCCUCCAUGGAGCUGGUGGUGAUGGAAUACAUGAUGACACAGCAGGUGGAGAAGAAGGAGAAAACAGCCCAGAUCCCCAACCCCAGGCUGGUCGGAGGACCCGGCGGGAAGCAUGCACCUGCCCCUAUUGUAAAGAUAGUGAAGGAAGGGGCUCUGGGGAUCCUGGCAAAAAGAAACAGCACAUUUGCCACAUCCAAGGCUGUGGCAAAGUAUAUGGCAAGACCUCACACCUACGGGCACACUUGCGCUGGCAUACAGGCGAGAGGCCAUUCAUGUGUACCUGGUCAUACUGUGGGAAGCGCUUUACACGCUCGGAUGAGCUACAGAGACACAAACGCACACACACAGGUGAGAAGAAAUUUGCCUGCCCUGAGUGUCCCAAGCGCUUCAUGAGGAGUGACCACCUGUCAAAGCAUAUCAAGACCCACCAGAAUAAGAAAGGAGGCCCAGGUGUAUCCCUGAGUGUGGGCACUUUGCCCCUGGACAGUGGGGCAGGUUCAGAAGGCAGCGGCACUGCCACCCCUUCAGCCCUUAUUACCACCAAUAUGGUAGCCAUGGAGGCCAUUUGUCCAGAGGGUAUUGCCCGUCUUGCCAACAGUGGCAUCAACGUCAUGCAGGUGGCGGAUCUGCAGUCCAUUAAUAUCAGUGGCAAUGGCUUCUGAGAUCAGGCACCCGGGGCCAGAGACAUAUGGGCCAUACCCAUCAACCCUGGGAUGCAAGGUAGCAUGGGUCCAAGAGACAUGUGGGAGAGAGAGCCAUGAGGCAUUAAAAUGCAUGGUGAUGGGAAGAAUUUGGGGAAGGGAUACAAGAGAAGAGAUGGGGUCCUGGCACCCACUUAUAUCAUCAGUACCUCCUUGAAGUGGGAAACAUUAGUGAAAAUUCAGUUGGUGCCACCCUUUGAUGGGCAUUUGUUUGACCCCAGUCUCUUAUACUUCUUACCCCAGCCUCCCCUUCCUGCCUUUCCUUUCUCAGCUCCCCCCAUGAUGGAUCCCCCCCUUCCCUAAAGCCAUCAUGCCUUGAUAAAUAUAUAUGAUCAUUGAAAUACUUUUUAACAAAAAAAAAACCAGAUUCUAUAUUAUAUAUAUAUACAUAUAUAUAUAUAUAUAAAAGAUAUAUAGAGAUGCAUUUGCAGGGGUUGGCUGGGAGGAGGAAGGAGACCAUUCUGUGACCAAAAUACCUUGGUCAUUUUUUUAUAUUGCCUUAUUUCCCUAUGGCUGAGCCUUGUUGUGACACAUCAAGCUUUUCUAGAGAUGUUGUCUUGGCUUCCCACCAGAUUAAGCAUUCAUAUGCUCUGCUUUUAGUUUAUAUAUACAUACAUAAUGUUUUUCCUUUCUUAAUUUUGUCUUUUUAUUUGGGAUCAGCUUCUUGCACUCCUUUCUUGACUCAACCUUUCUAUCUCCCUUUCUCUUACCUGAUCGCUUCAUAUUUUGGUAAUGAUCCCUGGAUGAGGCACUUCUGUCAACUUUUUAAGGUUCUUGGUCCCAGCAGCAGAAUGGAGAGCCUUGAAGCCCAGGCUGAUGCUUGAGAUAGCUGUGGAGAGAGUGUUCAAAACUACUGCUGACGCAGGCACCCUCUUGGCGCUGGAGAGUCCAAGGCACCUCUCCUCAUCAGCUGCUCUAAGCAUCAAGAGUCAGAAGUCUUUCUGUGGAAUUGUACAAGAGACCCUUUAAAGGUUAUAAUCUGGGAUCAGUUUGUAUAAACUGUCAAAAGUGGUCAAAUAAUAGGUAGGGGUUUUCAGUAGGAAAAUGAUGCACUCAGAAGUGGAAGUGACUCAGAGUAGUCCAGUUCAGGAGUUAGUGGAGUAUUUGGACUUUUGUACAGCUGUCUUCCAAAGUAGGUCUAAGCUUUGGUAUGGGUUUCUGAGGUCACAUUCUGACAGGAAAUGUACUUCCUCUUUUGAACAUCCCUAGUAGUUUCUUUCUCAUGUUAUUAAGGAGCAUCAGCCAAUGAAUCUGUUCCGGGUUUCCAUUCUGCAGAGCUCCAGAGCCUGUACCCGUGGCAAGGCAGUGGUUCUUUGAUCUUUUCCCUUAAUUCUUCCUUGGGUGGUUCCUAAGGGAAAAGGAAGCACACGAUCAUGGGAACAGUAGCCCAGAACAAAAAGAAAUCUUGUCUUACCACUGUGGUUUAUAGGAGAGAUUGGGAGACACCAUCCUGCUUUCUCCAUGGCCUGAUUCUUGAAGAGACUGAUCCAAAAAUUAUAGCGGCAGGGAACUCUUAGUGCAUUUGGCACUGAGAUUUAAAUGCAACCAGAGUUGUCCUCAAGGCCCAGCCAUUAAAACAUUGUCUCUCUAGACCUUCUAGUAUCUGUCAGAGAGCUUUUCACUGUGAGGAAGUGUGGAAAUGGCUGUGUGUAUGUGUGUAGUCUGUUAGGUUGGGGAUAGGUUUUCUGUUAGCCUAUACUAAAAGAGACCUGCAAUAAAAAAUUGCCCUGAUCUGAUAGAAAAUGAAGUGUUUGUGUAUGACUGUGUGUGAAUGUGUUUUGUGCCUGUAUAUAUCUACACACAGAUGAGGAAUUAUAUUUGAAAUUGUUGGAAAAUAAAUUCAGCUCAAAAUGCCUUUCAGGCCCAUUACCUAGAAAUCUAUCUUAAAACCUGGGUAUGUUCCUGAGGUCAUUUCUUUGCUUAUGCUAAAUUAGUUACAAUUAUGAAUGGGGGAUAUUCUACUGCACUUUUUAAAAAGAAACUAUUUUUGUGUUUGAAAGUGAAACCAACAUCCGGAUCUAUAGCAGAGUCCUAGUUUCUUUCAUAAAUCUUUUUACCUUGACUACAAAUAGAUGAUGCUAUGAUUCUACUAUAUAUUUUAUAUAAAAUCUAUCCAAAUUAGUGUCUGGGUAAGCUUGUGUUGUUGUUUAACCUGAAAUACAAUAACUGUUAAUAUUCUAAACAAUAGUUUGCUCCAUUUGGUCCCUUGUCUGCGAACUUAAUAUACUCAGGAACUAUUGUGAGAAACUUUCCCAGAUCAAAUUCUGUUAAUACUGAAGUGAAAGUCAUCCAUGCCCAGCCAUGUAUCACACACCCUUUAUUCCCACUGAAAUGCAGAACUCAGAACCUGUUAUUUUAUGUCUGUAAUCAUGUGUAUAGGUAUCUUUUGGAGGAGAGGGGCAGUAUAACUCAACUGGAGUGUGCAGUAUUUUGCUAGAGCAUUUCAAAGAAUGGAAUCUUCCCCAGUAUGAAAUUAUUUGCUAUAAACUAGCUUAAUGAUGCUGAGGACU
This is a messenger RNA of Hyaena hyaena (striped hyena), 5006 nucleotides long. It is a transcript of the gene SP1, whose product is annotated as Sp1 transcription factor. Gene Ontology annotation, molecular function: DNA-binding transcription factor activity, RNA polymerase II-specific; RNA polymerase II cis-regulatory region sequence-specific DNA binding. The transcript has 6 exons. Bases 97 to 2457 code for a protein of 786 amino acids. The record is from RefSeq and is a predicted model, not a curated record. NCBI's taxonomy places the organism in Eukaryota, Metazoa, Chordata, Mammalia, Carnivora, Hyaenidae. Gene Ontology annotation, biological process: regulation of transcription by RNA polymerase II.